GGAGCAUAUAGAAAAGAGGAGAGAGAGAGGAGAGGAGUUACAGAGUGAGAGGAAGAAGAGUUCCGGAGGGAGUGGGAGUGUAAGUCUGAGCAAGCCCUCGAGUCUCAGGGAGAAGGGAAGACACGGUCUGACCAGGAGGGGGGACUGGCCGGUGUGACCAAUCCAGCAAAUUGCAGCCUUCCUUCCCCACAAACCCCCGGGGGCAGAGCGGGGUGGGGGUGCACAGUGCAGAGAGAGAGAGAGAGAGCAUCCAUUCUGUAUUUGAGUAUCCCCUAAAGGUUGGGCACACAGCCCUCUGGAAAGUGCCAUGCCCAAACUGAGCCGGCGUUGUGCCCGCCGGUUGAGCUUCAGGUCAGUGCUGUGUGUGCUCUGUGUAGUCUUGCUGUGCCGCUGGUUCCUGGCCCUGAGUGAAAAGGGCUGGCUGUCCCUUGGGAUGGUGAAGCCAGGUGCUGGUGCAAUGCAGGGGCACUUCCUCUUGGUCGAGGAGAACUCCACCUGCUGGCGGAUCAUCAGGGGGGACAGGCAGGAGGUGGAAAGGGUCCUCCUCGAUUCCAUCACUGUCUCCCUCAAGCGCCAAGGCGUUACCGAAGGUGAUUAUCUGGACAUGACCCGAAAUUGCAGUUCCUUCCUGAGGGCCCGCAAGUAUAUCACUGUCCCCCUCAGCCCUGAGGAAGAAAACUUCCCCUUGGCUUACUCCAUGGUCAUCCACAAUAGCAUUGAGAUGUUCGAAAGGCUUCUACGAAGCAUUUACGCCCCACAGAAUGUCUACUGCAUCCACAUGGACCACAAGUCCCCAAGUCAAUUCCAUUUGGCCGUCCGGGCCAUCGCUUCGUGUUUCCAUAACGUCUUUGUCGCAGCCAAGCGAGAGUCGGUCACCUAUGCUGCCUGGGCCAGAGUUCAGGCAGAUCUCAACUGCAUGGAGGAGCUAUUGGAGAGCCCUGUCCCCUGGAGGUAUUUUAUCAAUGUGUGUGGCCAAGACCUCCCUCUGAAGACCAACCGGGAGAUAGUUCGCAGCCUCAAAGCUAUGAACGGCUCCAACGUGAUUGAGUCGGACCCCCCGCCACGGUACAAAAAGAAACGUUGGCAAUACCACCACGAUACACAUGACCGGGUGGUCUGGACCGGGCAAGUAAAGGACCCGCCCAACAUCAACUCCUCCAUUUUCGUGGGCAGCGCCUACAUCAUGGUCACCAGAGAGUUCGUCACCCACGUGUUCGCCAGCGCCGCGGUCAGGGCCUUCCUCAAGUGGUCGGAGGACACCUACAGUCCAGACGAGCAUGUGUGGGCGACCCUGCUGAGAAUGCGUGACACGCCCGGCUAUGUCCAGUACACCCGGGGAGCCGCGAGGACCCUCGGGCGGGCAGUGAAGUGGUCCUCCGAGGCUGGUGAUGUGGCGAAGGGUGCCCCCUACUCCCACUGCACGGGAAUGUACCGCCAUAUGAUCUGUGUGUACGGGGCAGGAGAUCUCCAGUGGCUGCUGAACCAGAGACCUUUCUUUGCAAACAAGUUUGACCCUGACGUGGACAACAUGGCGGUGCAGUGCAUGGAGGAAUAUCUCCGAAACAGGACACUGGGUGAAACCGGGGCUGGGGUGCAGGUGGGGGCAGGGUAAACCUGGGCAGUUGUGGUGGGGGUGGCUGGUGAGACAUAGGAAACACUGAGACUGGGUGCUGUAACAUUUGGGUAUUGACACUGGGCACUAAUACCGGACACUGUGAGACUUUGUACUGUUAUCUUGGGCACAGUAGAGACUGGGCACUGUAACACUGGGCAUUGAUACUGGGCAUUAAUGCCAGGCACUGAGACUUUGUACUGUAAUGUUGGGCACAAUAGAGACUGGGCAUUGUGAGAUUGGGCACUGUAACAUUGGGCAUUGACAAUGGGCACUGUAAUGCCAGGCAUUGUGAGACUUUGUACUGUAAUGUUGGGCACUGAGACUGGCAGGUGAAUUACUGCUCUAAGAACACUGUAGACAUUCCAGUACUGAGAUAUUGUUCGUCUCAGGGAAUGACAGCUGGAUGGAUAUUGAACUGGUCAGUCCAUAAGAGGAAUGGUGUCGGCCAGUCAGCCACAGAGAACGGUGAGAAAGAAAGAGAAAACAAUGAGUGGGCUCACUCUGACUGGCUUUCAGAGUUGGAGGAAGUGUUGCUUUGGAAGCUGCUGGACUGGGCUGGUUUUGCUUUUUUUUGUUUGGCUUUGUCUAGUUACAUCCCCAGAUAUCAACUGGUUGACAAGAAUCCCUGUCGUAAGAAAUAAGUAACAGUGUCCAGAAAUCUGCAGAAGUGGUUUACAUUGACUGGGGACUUUUGAAUUCAAACAAGAUAACAAGUUUCUGUGCCAGUAAUGCAAUGCAUCAUCAAAGGGUUUCAUGAAGGCCUACUGGCAACUAUUAUCUACUGGCAAAUUGCAAUUUUCUUUUUAAAUUUAUCCCUUAACUCUGUCAGGGUGUGAGAGGCGUCUUUAUGAUCAAAGAAGAUUGCGCUUAGAUCAGAGAUGAUUAUAAAAUUCCCUUGUUGUUCGUUUGUAUUCUGCUAAAGUUACAUUGUUAAAAUUUAAAUUGUUAAUUUGUGUUUAAGUUAUAAACUUGGUGCCGAAGAUCUGUUGUUUGUAAAUUUCUGGUUUAGGAACAAUUGAACAAUCUUGAGGGUCGUUGAAUGGAUGAAUUUCACUGUGCUAUGAAUCCAAUGAUAGAGAGGCUGAUUUGGUUUAGCUCGUUAUCCCUGUGUCAUAACUGGACACUGUAAGCCUGAGCUCUGCAAUGCUAAUCCUGUAAAUCCAGACACUGUAACACUAUGACAGCAGGUUUUGUCCAAUAGGUUUGUUUGAAAUCAUGGGCUUUUAGGGUUGCUGCGUGUUCGUCAGGCGAAGUCAAGGAAGGACCUCUGCUCUUGAAGUUUCUGAUUUCAAAUAAACCUGUCGGUCUACAACCAGGUGUCUUGGCCACCCCAGUCCAACACCAGCACCUCCACAUCAUGACUAGACAGUGUAACUCUAGACAUUGUAACUCUGGACGAUGCAACGCUGGGCGUCACUUGAAUGUAGAUAAAAAUA
This is a messenger RNA of Rhincodon typus (whale shark), 3051 nucleotides long. Its product is annotated as beta-1,3-galactosyl-O-glycosyl-glycoprotein beta-1,6-N-acetylglucosaminyltransferase 3-like. NCBI's taxonomy places the organism in Eukaryota, Metazoa, Chordata, Chondrichthyes, Orectolobiformes, Rhincodontidae. The record is from RefSeq and is a predicted model, not a curated record. The coding region runs from base 308 to 1612 and encodes 434 amino acids. Gene Ontology annotation, cellular component: membrane. Gene Ontology annotation, molecular function: acetylglucosaminyltransferase activity. The transcript is spliced from 2 exons.